AUGGUCCUCGGCUUCCAGUUCUCGUUUCAUUCACCACCACUCAACCCUGUCACCAAGAAGGCUCAACGCGUCCCCAUCUUCAACCCCAUCGACCGCCAUGGCCGUGUCUUUUUCUUUUCCUGGACGGGGUUCAUGGUAGCCUUUUGGGCGUGGUAUACCUUUCCUCCUUUGCUCACCCACACAAUCAAACACUCCCUCCACCUCACUCCCGCCCAAGUCGCCAACUCCAACAUCAUCUCCCUCCUCGCCACCCUUUUGGUGCGUCUCAUUUCCGGUUGGGCCUGCGACCGCUACGGCCCCCGCCUCGUCUUUGCCUUCAUCUUACUUUUGGGCGCCAUCCCCAUUGGUCUAGCGCCUACCAUCACCAACGUCACGGGUCUUUAUGUCAUCCGCUUCUUCAUCGGUAUUCUGGGCGGCAGCUUCGUUCCCUGCCAGGUAUGGACCACGGCGUGGUUCGAUAAGAAUGUGGUGGGCACGGCGAAUGCGGUAGCCGGAGGAUGGGGAAACGCCGGAGGGGGCGUGACGUAUUUUGUCAUGCCGGCUGUUUUUGACAGUCUGGUUAGGAACUGGGGGAUGGCGGAGGGAAAGGCGUGGAGAGUCACGUUUGUGGUGCCGCUGAUUUGUUUGUUGGUGGUUGGGUUGGCGUUGGUGUUGGUGUGUGAGGAUAUGCCGACUGGACGGUGGAGGGAUCGCAAUCAAGGUGUGGAGGUUCCGGUGGUCAUCGAUGGUGUUGAUUUCAAGUCUGGUUCUGGCGCAGAGACUCCCAUGACGACGACGAAGAUGGACGAAGAAAAGGGAUCCAAAUCCGUGUCUGAUACCGAGUCGACUACCCGCCCGGACGUCGAAAAGGGGGAGGUCUCCAUGACCGCCCCCAGCACCACCAUUCCGUCGGUAACCACCAUCCUCCUCUCCCCGCAAACCCUCUUCCACAUCCUCACCUACGCCUGCUCCUUUGGCUCCGAACUAGCCAUCAACUCCGUUCUCUCGUCUUACUUCCUCUCCGUCGCCCCUUCUUCCCUGUCCCAAACUUCCGCAGCCAACUACGCCGCCAUCUUUGGUUUUCUCAACUUUAUCACCCGUCCCCUAGGCGGGUUAGCUUCUGACUACCUUUAUUCCUCCUUUGGCGGCUCUUCCCCUUCUUCUUCCCCUUCCCCCUCUUCCAGCCCAGAAGCAAAGCCCAAAGCCCUCUGGGCCCGCAAACUCCUCAUCACAACAUGUACCCUCCUCACCGGCACUUUCCUGUUGUUACUCGGCCUACUCCGCCCUUCAUCACUUGGGACCGCCAUCGGGUUGGUCAUAUUGGCAGCUAUCUUUAUCGAGGCCGGUAAUGGGGCCAACUUUGGGUUGAUCCCCUUUGUGUGGCCGGAGAGAAACGGGGUGGUGAGCGGGGUUACGGGCGCAGGAGGCAAUUUGGGCGGGGUGGCGUUUGCGUUGGUGUUUAGGUUUGUGGGCGGACAUGGAGCGAAGGGGGGGUAUGAGAAGGCGAUUUGGAUUGUGGGAAUCAUUAAUUUGGUGGUGGCGGUUGUGGGGGUGGGGAUUAAGCCUGUGCCUGUGGGGGGGAUGGGGAGUACAAGUGGAAAGAAGAGGUGGUUGUGGUGAGAUACUGGAGUGGAAGGUGGAAAUGGGGGAAGGAUUAAGGGGGAAGUAAUAAAGGGGGUGAUGAUUUAUGAGUGAUGAUACUUUCGGAUUUUGUUUUGGUAAAGUGGUGUUUUGGCUUCAAUUUGUGGUAAGGAGCAAGUUGCAAGGUGUUUCGCAACCGAUGCCAUGGCUUUGG
Molecule: messenger RNA, 1774 nt
Organism: Neurospora tetrasperma FGSC 2508
Lineage: Eukaryota; Fungi; Ascomycota; Sordariomycetes; Sordariales; Sordariaceae
Exons: 2
Coding region: 1-1599 (532 amino acids)
Biological process (GO): nitrate transmembrane transport; nitrite transport
Cellular component (GO): membrane
Molecular function (GO): nitrate transmembrane transporter activity; nitrite transmembrane transporter activity
Source: RefSeq, a predicted model, not a curated record